AUGCACCCGGUAGAGCAGGCCCUUGAUCAGGCCAAACUGGACGAAGCGGCGGACAUCAAUGUAGCGCAGCACCUCGAGCCCGGCUUCUUGGUGGGCCCAAAGCCAUUCGAUGACGGUGCGCCCAGGGACGAACGAGGUCAUGAGCCUGACGAAGUGGAAAUUGCUAAGGCGGCGCCCACCGUGAGAGACGUACUCGGCGCAUUCGUCGAUCAUACCGUCGAUGUUCUUCACGAAAUCAUGGAUACCGGGCCGGGGCGCAUAGCAGGCUCCGAAGAAGAACAUGUCGAGGAGCAGAAUGGUGUCGUAGUAGAGGAGAUGACGGAGCGCUGUUUUGGCCAGGUCCACGGAGACGUGAGCAGCAUGGGCGAUGCGACGGACAUCAGAUACACCGUCGAUGUGAGAAAUUACUUUUUGAAGGGUGAGAUCCCAGGUCGGGUCGACGAUAUCGGAAAAUUUGGUUUUAGAGACCGGGACAUGCCAGCCUUUAACAGGUGGUGGGUUGGGAUACUCGUUCUGCUUUUCCAUUUCAGAAAAGGUCGCAGCAAGCCUCCUAACCACGGGUUCGUAGGCAGCCUGGUCGACAUCUGCCUCGACAAGCAGGCCGAAGUUGAAGAUGAAUUCGUUCCUCAUAUACUUAGUGUGAGGGAUGAGAACGGGGUACCCCAGGAUGGAGUACUUGCCCUCUGGGCAAUUGAUGGUGACAUAGCGAUUGCAGAAGGCCUGGCGAGGGAUGAUGUACUCAUGAAGGACGUCAAAGUCGACAAGAGGGGCCCUCGCAUUGCUGCUGGCGUUGGCGCCGGAUGUCGCAGAGUCGACUGA
Molecule: messenger RNA, 819 nt
Organism: Clonostachys rhizophaga
Lineage: Eukaryota; Fungi; Ascomycota; Sordariomycetes; Hypocreales; Bionectriaceae
Source: the annotation of a GenBank genome assembly